GAGUCACUCCUUUUGUUCCAUUGCCAAAAAUUGCUAAAUGCAUCAAAAGGCCAUUUACGACUUCAAUGUAUCUGAGUGAUGGUAAAGUCCUUCAUCCAAAAUUCAUAAUAGGCAUGCCAUGAUUGACACUACAGCGCCAUCAUCAGUGGGAUCUUUCAUUUGCUCACCCAAUCUCCCUAUUAGUAUAAGCCUGGUUGAAAUAUUUUUCACUGUAUCAGUAAUGUUUCGUGUUCAUGAAAGAAAUGAAGCAGAAUUUGCCGCUUUAAAUGAUAACUCAAUCCUAUUGUCAGAAAAACUCACACCAGACCAAAUAUCCGCUGUGAUUUAUGAUUCAACUGCAACUGCAAAUCUGCUUCAGAAUGACCUACUAUUACCAAAGCAUAUUAGCAACUGGUUAGAUGAGGUAAUCCUAACAAAGAGGACUCCUCCUAGGGUACAUCAAAUAUAUGAGUCAUUGGAACCUUUCACAGAUGAACAAUAUGAACAAAAGGAAGCGUCAUCUUCAAUGUCAGUACAAUGUUCUGUAGACAUUCACUCUCCACCUCCUCUACCACCUAGACGAAGCAUGAUUCUGUCACCUCCACCCCCUCUAUCGCCUCCACCACCUCCAUCACCUCCAUCACCUCUGAUGAGUUCAGUAGAAGUUCCCACUCUAAGCAACUGUGCUUAUGGUCUAACAAAAUGGCAAGAAAGUCCAGCUACUGAACCAAAGCAACUGGAUAGCAAAAUAGGGCAGUAUUUUGAUACAAAUAAGAGGUUAUUAGCAGAUUAUAAUGCUUUGAAGAUGGGAGAGUUUCUUGGUCUAAUGGGAUUAAAGCAGUAUUCUGCUACAUUUUCACAUGAAUCAGUUGAUGGGAAAUUAUUCUUUGAAUUAGAUGAUGUAAUGCUUGAAGAGGAUCUUGGUGUUACCAGCAGACUACAUCGUUUAAGAAUGAUGAGAAUUAUCAAAGGAGAACAACAUGUGAAUGAUUUUCUAACUAUAUAACUAAACUGUACGUUAGCUAAAUUAAUUAGGAACCUAAAAAUUAUAUUUGACAUUAACUAUUUUUAUGCUGCUCAAAACAAACUUUGGUCCAUGUAUAUCCAUGGUACACUAUA
This is a messenger RNA of Amphimedon queenslandica, 1098 nucleotides long. RefSeq lists its product as uncharacterized. Gene Ontology annotation, molecular function: protein binding. Lineage: Eukaryota; Metazoa; Porifera; Demospongiae; Haplosclerida; Niphatidae. The record is from RefSeq and is a predicted model, not a curated record. Bases 119 to 985 code for a protein of 288 amino acids. The transcript has 3 exons.